This is a messenger RNA of Euleptes europaea (tarantolino), 1808 nucleotides long. RefSeq names its product olfactomedin 2 (gene OLFM2). Lineage: Eukaryota; Metazoa; Chordata; Lepidosauria; Squamata; Sphaerodactylidae. Bases 22 to 1476 code for a protein of 484 amino acids. The record is from RefSeq and is a predicted model, not a curated record. Gene Ontology annotation, biological process: signal transduction. The transcript has 6 exons.
GAGUCGGGCGGGGGGGCCGCGAUGACGGUGCCGCUGCUGAAGAUCGGCGCCGUGCUGAGCACCAUGGCCAUGGUCACCAACUGGAUGUCCCAGACGCUGCCCUCCCUCGUGGGGCUCAACGGCACCGCCGGCUCCCAGGCCGGCGGCACCUCCGAGAGCGGCACUCUCUUCCAGAGCUCCAAUGAAGGUUGGCAGGUGUACACCUCCGCUCAGGUCCCUGACAGCAAGUGUCUGUGCACCGCUGUCAUCCCGGUCCAGGGAACCUGCUCAAGGGAUCUGCGCAGUCGGCAGCUUCAGCAACUGAAAGAAAAACAGGUGCAAAACAUCUCUCAGUCCAUGGUGGAGCUGGACCUGCGGACCUACCGGGACUUGCAGUAUGUCCGUAACACCGAGUCGCUGAUGAAGGGGCUGGACUCCAAGCUGAAAGUGGCCACCGAGAGUCAGAAGAACCUGAAUGCCAAAAGUUUCCAGGAGCUCAAGGAGAAGAUGACGGAGCUGAUGCCCCUGAUCCGUGUGCUGGACCAGUACAAGGCGGACACGCGCUCCAUCGUGCAGCUGAAGGAAGAAGUGAGGAACCUCUCGGGGAGCCUGCUGCAGAUCCAGGAAGAGAUGGGGGCCUACGACUACGAGGAGCUCCAGCAGAGGGUGCUGGUCCUGGAGGCCCGCUUGCAUGCUUGCAUGCAGAAGCUAGGGUGCGGAAAGCUGACCGGGGUAAGCAACCCCAUCACCAUCCGGGCGUCGGGGUCCAGAUUUGGCUCAUGGAUGACUGACACCGUGGCCCCAAGUUCUGACAGCCGGGUCUGGUACAUGGAUGGCUACUACAAGGGCCGCCGUGUCCUCGAAUAUCGUACCCUGAACGACUUCAUCACGGGCCAGAACUUUGUCCAGCACCUCCUCCCUCACCCUUGGGCAGGCACCGGCCAUGUUGUCUACAACGGCUCCCUCUACUACAACAAAUACCAGAGCAACAUUGUGGUGAAAUACCACUUCCGCUCGCGCAGCGUCGUCGUGCAGCGCAGCCUCAACGCCGCCGGCUACAACAACACCUUCCCGUACUCCUGGGGCGGCUUCUCCGACAUCGACUUCAUGGUGGACGAGAACGGGCUGUGGGCCGUCUACACCACCAACCAGAACGCCGGCAACAUUGUGGUCAGCAGGAUGGACCCCGUCACGCUGGAGAUCCUCCGCAGCUGGGACACCGGCUACCCCAAGCGGAGCGCCGGAGAAUCCUUCAUCAUCUGCGGGACCCUCUACGUGACAAAUUCGCAUCUGGCGGGGGCUAAGAUCUAUUUUGCCUACUACACAAACACUUCUAGCUACGAGUACACGGAUAUUCCCUUCCACAAUCAGUAUUCCCACAUAUCGAUGUUGGACUAUAACCCCCGGGAGAGAGUCCUUUAUACCUGGAACAAUGGCCACCAGGUCAUCUACAAUGUGACUCUCUUCCACGUCAUAAAGACAUCGGGGGAGUUAUAAUCCUGUGCGCUAAGAGGCCUGAACUCUCUCCGUUGUCCUUUUGUUCAUUUUCUCUCUUAUCCUGCUGGGUGGGUUGGGGGGGCACUGUGGCCUGCAAACUCAGUGGCCUGGGAACAAUUCCGUGAUGCCGUUAUUUCUACAUAAUAAAACAGAGAAAGAGAGAACCCCUCCGUCUCCUUCUCUUCUUCCUCUCUCUUUUUCUCUCUCUUCUGUGGUUGAUGACGCAUGGAUCUGGUUUGGGGCUUCGUUGGGGGUGGGGCUAUUUUUUAUUUUUGUAUUGAUUUUAUUUUGUUUAAUUACUGGUGGCAAAUAAAGUUGAUCUUGUUGAGGUU